Molecule: messenger RNA, 1188 nt
Organism: Cimex lectularius (bed bug)
Lineage: Eukaryota; Metazoa; Arthropoda; Insecta; Hemiptera; Cimicidae
Product: EF-hand calcium-binding domain-containing protein 1
Exons: 5
Coding region: 69-881 (270 amino acids)
Molecular function (GO): calcium ion binding
Source: RefSeq, a predicted model, not a curated record
AUCUCUAGAAUUCUCCGAAGCUGUUUUUGAAGGAAUAAGUCAGGAAAAGGGGACAAAGACGCCGAACAAUGGGCGAGGAUCAAUCAGGUCUCUGGAACAUCGCGAGGGGCGCUGGGGGCAAGAGGAGAUCGGGGGUGGCUCUCUUCAAGAGCGUCUCUAUUAUUUUCUCAAAGGGCUCCAAGCUGAGCAGGGAGCGAGAGAUCGUGCCAAGCCGUGAUAUGAAAGCUGAGACGAAAAAGGAGAAGGAACCACCGAUCAAAAAGGUCACACAUUUCUCGAGACCUGAAACAGAAGCGUUAAGCCUUAUAUACGAAAAACUAGUUGGCGUAUCCCACGGUAUGCCAACGCAAAACAACCACCAUUUAGCCGUGUCCACAGCACCUUUGAUAAACUCUAAGGGUAAGGAAGGACUUGAAAGGACUGUGUUCCGAGAUCUGCUCCACAACACGUUCAACGUCUCCGCGGAGGACAUCCUCAUGGAAAGGAUCUUCUGCGCUUUCGACACCUCCUGCGACGGUAUCAUCAAAUGUGACGAAUGGGUCCAGGGGAUGUCAGCGUUUCUUAGGGGCACCCUUGAAGAGAAAACUGCUUUCGCCUUUGCCGUCUACGACCUCAACAAUGACGGCUACAUCGUCAGGGAAGAAAUGUUCAGCUUGCUCAAGAACAGCCUCGUGAAGCAGCCGCAGGAAGAGGACCCAGAAGAAGGAGUCAAAGAGCUGGUGGAGCUCGUGUUGAAAAAGCUCGACAGGGACAAGGAUGGUAAAGUGUCCUUCGAGGAUUUUCGCGGUGCAGUCGAAGAAGAACCCCUUUUCUUGGAAGCCUUCGGUCAGUGCCUUCCUUCAGACACGGCGACCGCUGCUUUCCUGGCAACUUUGUCGUAAUCAAAAUAAUAUCAGUUAUAACACUUAAAAAAGAAAAAAUUUGUUUCAUACGAUAAAACUUUUAAAAAUUUUCUUACUAAACGUAUAAAAUAUUUAUAAUUCAAAGUUAAAUAAGCUAGUAAAUAUCAUUCUGGAAUUAAUUUUAAACAACGUGUUUCUAUUUUUUAUGUACGGAAAUUAUUACGUUAAAACUAUGAAAAACUUAAAAAAACAAAAAAACACAUAACACGUGUAGAAAUAUAUAAAUAAAAAACUGUCGUUUGUAAGUUUUAAACAAAGAAAAUUGACAAACUUGUAUAUAGACAAA